UUCAUAACGCUUUUAUUGCUCCAAAAGGAGAAGUGAUUCUUUGUGGUGGUAGUAUUAACAGUAAUCAGAUCUUAAUGUUGUCUGGAAUUGGUCCAAAAGAUAAUUUGGAAGCAAAUAAUAUUAAAGUUCGUAGAGAAUUACCGGUUGGACGUGUUUUACAAUCUCAUGAUUGGUGUUGUAGGCAAAAAAUUGGAAUUUUUUUUAAAGCAAAUGCUGAAGGAAAAAUUCCCAAUCAAGAAGAUUUUCUUGACGAAUGUCCCGACAUUCAAACUUACAUAUGCACUCAGAAUGCGUUAGCUACUAAACCAAUGCAAAAAUUAGAAGUGAUUACACUAGCAUCAGUUUUAAAUCUCCCAUCAAGCGUCGGUCACUUGGAAUUAUCUAGUCCUAAUCCAUUUGAUCAACCAAAAAUAUUUCUCAAUUUUUAUGAAAAACCUGAUGAUAUGUAUAGAAUGAUUAGUUCUUUUAAAUUUUUACGUGAAAAAAUUAAACAACCUCUUUUUAGUACUGUAUGGGGCAUAAAAGAAAUUGGAUCAUAUGAUGUAUUUGGAAAGUGGUAUAGUAUUAAAGGUGAAAUGAGUGAUGAAGUUUGGGAACAAUAUAUCCGUGAAAAGACAAUUUCAUCAUUUCAUCCAUGCGGUACGGUUAAAAUGGCACGAGAAUCACAAGGAGGGUGUGUUAACCAUCGACUUCAAGUUUAUGGAACAAAAAAUCUUCGAGUUGUCGAUGCUUCAAUUUUUCCAAUUAUUUCGAAUGGUGAUACUAAUGCUCCUGUUGCCAUGGUGGCAUGGAAAGCAAGCAGGAUAAUUGAAGAAGAUUACAGAAAAAAAUUUAAUUGUUGA
Funneliformis geosporum is the source of this 842-nucleotide messenger RNA. The record is from the annotation of a GenBank genome assembly. NCBI's taxonomy places the organism in Eukaryota, Fungi, Glomeromycota, Glomeromycetes, Glomerales, Glomeraceae.